AUGGCAGUUAAUAACGAUGAUGUACUGGCGGCCAAUGAGAAUGUCAACGAUAAUUCCUCCGUGAGCCAUCAAAGUCUCGCUUCAUCGACAACAAGCGUAGCCAGCUCAAUUCUCGAGUACCGCAUCGAGAACGGCCGGACGUAUCACAAAUACAAAGACGGAAAGUAUAAUCUGCCCAACGACGGUAAAGAAAUCAAUCGACUCGAUCUACAGCACAACCUUUUCAUCCGGACCUUCGACGACAGACUAGGAACCGCACCACCCAACGCACGAGACUCUAACGUCAGGAGGGUCUUGGACGUGGGCACCGGUUCGGGUAUUUGGGCAAUCGACUUUGGUGAUGAGCAUCCCGAUGCCGAGGCAAGUCGUAGACUGGGUCACGGAACGAGCGUGCCGCCAAAUGUGCAGUUCCAGGUCGAAGAUAUCGAAGAGGACUGGCACUUCUCGCUGCCCUUUGACUACAUCCACAGCCGAAUGAUGACGGCAACCUCAACUCAGGAGGUUACCUCGAACUCAACGACAUUGAUGCAAUCCCCCUCCGAUGACGGCACCCUCACCGAGGAAUGCACCCUUAAGAAGAGCUUCAGCCUCUGGUCCGAAGCUAUCGCGAUCCUCGGGUCCCCGUUUGAGAAGUUUAACCGCCUAGAAGGCGUCCUGGCCGAGGUCGGGUUCGAGGACGUUCGCGUUGAGCGGUUCAAGUGGCCGACGAAUAGCUGGCCAAAAGACCCCAAGUUCAGGGAGCUGGGGAUCUGGAAUCAUGAAAAUAUUGCGCCGCACUUGGAGGGCAUGUUCAUGGCUGGGAUUACCCGCGGAUUGAAAUGGACCGAGCAGGAAGUUCACGAACUUGCUGUCAAGGCGCGAAAGGACUUUGAUGAUACGAGCAUACAUGCUUACUUCCAGAUCUGGUCUAUCUAUGGGAAGAAGCCCGUGAAGGCUUGA
Colletotrichum abscissum is the source of this 939-nucleotide messenger RNA. Its product is annotated as methyltransferase domain-containing protein. The coding region runs from base 1 to 939 and encodes 312 amino acids. The record is from RefSeq and is a predicted model, not a curated record. Lineage: Eukaryota; Fungi; Ascomycota; Sordariomycetes; Glomerellales; Glomerellaceae. The transcript has 8 exons.